AUGGGCAAGGAGAAGUCUGAAGAUAAGGGUUCCAAACCAUCAAGGUUACCAGACCCCCUCAAGCUUCGCAGCGGUGUCAUAUUUGCGACUAUACCCAGUCUCCUGAUUAUUGGACUAUGGGCCGGAGCAGUUACAUAUGUCCAUCUCCAUCAUUACAACCUUCAAGUAGAUGAAGGAUUAGUUCCUGUGCUUGGUAUCAUAGCCAGCAUCGCCAUAGCUUUCAAGCUAUAUGUAAGCUACCAACGCUACCAAGACGCACGAAACCAAUGGUCUCGCCUUAGAAUCAGUGUUCGCAAUUUGGCUCGUCUAAUAUGGUGCAAUGUUCCAGACGGACCUCGCCCGCGUCAAAAAGUGCCUCCGCCGACGCAAAUACAGGUAGAACAAAAGUUGCGUGAGGAUUUGCUUUCCAAGGCUUCUGCUAUUAGGUUGCUAGUGGGAUUUGCAUUUGCCUUGAAGCAUCAUGUGAGGGGGGAGUAUGGGACUGAAUGGCCGGAUGUUAGGGCGAGAGUUGGGUUUUUACCUACGUUCGCCCGCCGCGGCCCCCCAUCCCAAGUCUCAGUCUCCCAAUCGCUCUACACCUCCAUGGAUCCCGAAAAAGGUCUCCCCGCUGUCCCUAAUAAACGCUUCUCCACUGCGUUAUGGCUUUCUAGUCUCUUCACUAAAGAAGAGGUUGCAAAACGUCAAAAAGAACAAGAACAUCAUAAUAUGUUGGUAGCACAUCAGAACCUCCCACUGGAGAUUCUAUCCUUCCUGGGUAGUUACGUGGAUCUAUUGAACUCAGAGAGGAAGCUUGAAGGCGGACUAGCGUGCACUUUGCAUACCGAACUCGGGGUUUUGAAUGAGAUUUUAGGGAAAUGCGAGGGAUUGAUGAGCGAAAAUAUGCCGCUGCCAUACACUGUCAUCAUCUCGCAAAUCAAGUGGCUCUUCAUGCUUGUUUUACCAUUCCAACUUCUCCAAGCUAUGAGCUGGAUCACAAUACCGGCAGUAGUAAUAAUCUCCUUCUCGCUCCUCGGCCUCUCCUCAGCUGCUAGUACCCUCUCGGCUCCUUUCUCUUCAACCCCUACUCCAACUUCCCUACCCCUCGACCAACUCUGCACUAACCUGUCUAUCGAAAUCGACACGAUUUGUUCUUCCAUGCAUUCACCAUCUUACUCCAAUUACGCCAUGUCCGGUAUGAUGGUGAUGGCUGGUGAAAAGGGAGGAGUAGGUUGGAUGUACCUGAAGGGUAACAAACCUCUUGCACCGCUCGUAAAGAAGGAUUUCGCGGAUUGUGUUAAGAACUUGAGUAUUUCUGAUAUUUUGGAAGUUAUGAGGAUGAAGGUUGAGAUUCCAGAGACUUGA
Molecule: messenger RNA, 1341 nt
Organism: Orbilia oligospora ATCC 24927
Lineage: Eukaryota; Fungi; Ascomycota; Orbiliomycetes; Orbiliales; Orbiliaceae
Exons: 7
Coding region: 1-1341 (446 amino acids)
Molecular function (GO): chloride channel activity
Source: RefSeq, a predicted model, not a curated record